AUGUACCUUCUUCACAUCAAACCUCAUCCUCGCGAUCCUCACACGAAUCCCUCGUUCAAGUUGGAAUUCUUCCAAGAUAAUUUCCCCCCAUACGCGAUCCUCUCUCACAGGUGGGGUUCGUCGUCUGACGAGGUCACUUUCCAAGAGAUUCAGACCGAGGAUGAGGCGGCAAAGUCGAAGAAGGGUUAUGCAAAGAUCCAGGCUUGCUGCACUCGGGCGUUGGACUACCACCUCCAGUAUGCCUGGAUCGACACAUGCUGCAUCGACAAGUCUAGCAGCGCAGAGCUUUCCGAAGCCAUCAACUCCAUGUACGCCUGGUAUGAAGCCUCAACCAUAUGCUUUGCAUAUCUCGACGAUGUGCCCAUGGCAGGCUCAAUUGAAUUGCAUGCUGCCAACUCGCCCUUCCGACAGAGUGCCUGGUUCACACGAGGGUGGACGCUACAAGAGCUAAUUGCCCCUGCUGAAGUCUAUUUCAUCAGCAACACAUGGAGUCGAUCUUCCUUGGGAUCCAAGACUCUGAUAGCCUCCUUACUCGAAGAGAUCACAGGGGUUGAAGCUGAGAUCCUGCGUAACCGCGACAAGUUGCAUGAUGCCAGCGUAGGAGCGCGAAUGUCGUGGGCGUCAAGGCACGUGACCACAAGGAUUGAAGACGAAGCAUACUCCCUGAUGGGAAUCUUUGGCGUUUGUAUGCCGGCAAUCUACGGCGAAGGCCGCAAGGCUUUUCAUAGGCUACAGGGCGAGAUUAUGAGGACGAAUCCGGAUCACACGAUCUUCGCAUGGUCAAUGCCUCACGACCUGCCCUGCCCAGAAGACAUCGGCAUGCUAGCACCUUCGCCUCGCAUGUUCCGCAAUUUCAGCGGCCGCAGGGUAGUCGACUACAAGACAUUCGUCAACACAUUCCCACACAGCACCAAUCGCAUGAAGCCUGAUUUCAGCAUCACGAAUUUUGGCCUGCACAUACACCUACCAUUGAUGAAGUUGGACGAGUUCUUUGAAGGUUAUUACCUCGCAUUUCUGGCUUGCUCACCUCUUCCGCGGCAUGAUGCUAUGGAUCUCGGUGGGAAGCAGUGGCAUGCCUCGCGCGAGGAUCGGGGCUACGCUCAGCUCAAGGAAGACAACACCCGGCAUAGUCACCUGUCUCCGACUGAUCCGGCCCAUGAUGAACACCUGCGCCUUCUCCGGACCACAGCUCACAGCUACACAUCACUGAUUCACGGCAUCAUCGCCAUGUACUCGUCGCGAUAG
Verticillium dahliae VdLs.17 is the source of this 1245-nucleotide messenger RNA. RefSeq names its product HET domain-containing protein. Lineage: Eukaryota; Fungi; Ascomycota; Sordariomycetes; Glomerellales; Plectosphaerellaceae. The coding region runs from base 1 to 1245 and encodes 414 amino acids. The transcript has 4 exons. The record is from RefSeq and is a predicted model, not a curated record.